Phanerochaete carnosa HHB-10118-sp is the source of this 1587-nucleotide messenger RNA. RefSeq lists its product as uncharacterized. The transcript is spliced from 5 exons. The coding region runs from base 423 to 1478 and encodes 351 amino acids. NCBI's taxonomy places the organism in Eukaryota, Fungi, Basidiomycota, Agaricomycetes, Polyporales, Phanerochaetaceae. Gene Ontology annotation, molecular function: oxidoreductase activity, acting on NAD(P)H. The record is from RefSeq and is a predicted model, not a curated record.
AAAGAACACAAUGUAUUAUCCUAGGAAUUUACCGUUGAUUACUUGCCAAUCCCCCGCCUGCGCGAAUCCAAUUCACAACAGUGUCCAGACUCCAGCUCUGAGAAACGAAGAAUGACUAAGCGGGUGCCGACUGAAGCUUGACUGCAGGUUUUUUGGCCUACAUAAUACAUCCAAAACUGCGCUAGCCGGGGAUAUUCGGCGAGAAAUCUGCGAGGAUAUGCAGACUUUCGUGGAUACCUGACGCGAAACCCUCGGUCUCACAGCAAUCUUACUCAUGUAAUACGGCUUCAGACAAUUAUUGAGCUGCAACUGCACGUCGCUGAAACGACCGUCUGAUGAGUUCCCGCGACACAACGAGGGUAUAAAGCUGCACCUCGUCGCUGUUAUUCCAUCUUCCAACAUCAGCUACAUCAACACAUACCAUGGCAAGGCAACAGAAACUGCUUCUCUUGUCCGGCCCCGCAGGCCAAUUCACCGUCGAGUCUAGAGAUGUUCCCAACCCAGGUCCCGGAUUCCUGCUCAUCGAGCUGCAUGCCAUUGCGUUGAACCCCGCAGAUUGGUUGCUACGUGACCUUGGGCUCUGGAUUACACAGUGGCCUGCAGUCCUCGGUCUUGACGCCGCCGGUGUUGUCGCGGAAGUCGGUAGAGGCGUGACCAACGUUGCCGUCGGCGAUCGCGUAAUGUAUGCAGGUACAGGAGAGGAACCGCGAGUUAGCACCUUCCAGCAGUACAACGUCGUCUGCGCCGAAUUUGUUGCAAAGAUACCCGACAGCAUGACAUUCGACCAGGCGGCAACGAUCCCGAUAACGAUGGCGACCGCAGCGCUUGGGCUGUACGACAAGCAACAAGAGCCGGACGGCGGACUCGGGCUCACGCCACCCUGGGAAGCUGAGGGCGGCCGCGGUAAAUACGCAGGCGAACCGAUUUUCAUCACAGGCGGGGCUUCUGGCGUCGGGCAGCACGCUAUCCAGUUCGCCAAGAUGUCAGGCUUUGCGCCCAUCAUUACAACCGCAUCACUGCACAACGAGGCGUACCUGAAAUCGCUCGGUGCGACGCAUGUCAUCGACCGGGCACUGCCUGCCGCGUCGCUCGUGCAAGCGGUGCAGGACAUCACGCCGAAGCCUGUGCGCGUCGCGUACGACACCGUGUCGCAGCCCGAUGUGCAGAACGCUAUGUACAACCUCCUCGCUCCCGGCGGACGCAUGCUCCGGGUUGGCCCGAUGCUGGUCCACGAGGAAAGCCUCACGAAGGAUAAGUACGUCGCACAUGUAUUUGCCGGCGUGCAGCGACCUGCGCAGCAGGAGUGCGGGAGGGCACUGUAUGCGAAGCUCCCGGAGAUGCUUGCAGCAGGAGACAUCAAGCCAACCAGGGUCGAGCUCUUGCCAAAUGGUCUCGUAGGCAUUCCAGAUGGCCUGGAUAGAUUGAAGAGCGGCGUCAGCGGUGUCAAGUAUGUUGUUCGACCCCAGGAGACUCCUUGAGGAUACAGUAGUUCGCAUGCCUACCUAGAUAUUUGCAUAGGAGCAGAACACUUCUUGCGAUCAUGCUGAUACCGGCCAAUGAAAGCGCUCAUCGUGCUUGUUUGUCUCU